ACGUCACGCGUCGACGCACCUGUCGGGCUCUCUGGUUUCCUACUGCUUUUCUUCCCCUUCCGUGGGUCGGGGACGGUCUGUUCCGCAGCCUGCAGCUCCUUUUUCGUAGUCAACAUUCGUCCGGGGCCGCGUGUGGAGGAAGGAGGGUGUGGUGGAUUGAAAGCCAUUCUACUUCGUUCCCGAGUUAGACCAUUGGGUGUAAUGGUAGUCUCUUAAGAGGGAAGUGAUGCUGGAGAUUUUUAUUUCUAAUUGUGGGUAGAGAAACAGGUUGACUCUAGGGCCCAAAGCAAGCGGGUGUAACUUAUUGCUGUUCCCGUGUUGGAAGGAGGACCCAGAUAAAAGUCCCCCCUGGCAGAAUUUCCGUAGCCUCGUCCGUAGAAAAGGCCAGGUGUCUUCAAUUGCGGUAGUUUGGGUUGUGUUAAGCUUCACCAGGCGGAGCUCCCAGGGUUUAGCUAGGUUUUCGGUUGGAAACAGAUGCAGAAUCCUAAGGCAGCGCAGGAAACAGCCACCGGUUUUGCUAUGCCUCUGAGCUGCAAGGUAACCAAACAGCUCAAUGGAGUCUGAGCAACUGUUCCAUAGAGGCUACUAUAGAAACAGCUACAACAGUAUAACAAGUGCAAGUAGCGAUGAGGAACUUUUAGAUGGAGCAGGUGUCAUUAUGGACUUUCAAACUUCUGAGGAUGACAAUUUGUUAGAUGGUGACACAGUAGUUGGAACUCAUUACACAAUGACAAAUGGAGGCAGCAUUAACAGUUCUACACAUUUACUGGAUCUUUUGGAUGAACCAAUUCCAGGCGUUGGUACAUAUGAUGAUUUCCAUACUAUUGAUUGGGUCCGGGAGAAAUGUAAAGACAGAGAAAGGCAUAGACGGAUCAACAGCAAAAAGAAAGAAUCAGCAUGGGAAAUGACGAAAAGCUUGUACGAUGCGUGGUCAGGAUGGCUAGUGGUAACACUGACAGGAUUGGCAUCCGGGGCAUUGGCUGGAUUAAUAGACAUUGCUGCUGAUUGGAUGACUGACCUCAAGGAAGGCAUUUGCUUUAAUGCUUUGUGGUACAACCAUGAACAAUGUUGUUGGGGAUCUAGUGAAACAACAUUUGAGGAGAGGGAUAAAUGUCCACAGUGGAAAACAUGGGCAGAGUUAAUUAUAGGUCAAGCAGAGAUUAAAACUAUUUUGAGUGGAUUCAUCAUCAGAGGUUACUUGGGAAAAUGGACUUUAAUGAUUAAAACCAUCACAUUAGUACUGGCUGUGGCAUCAGGAUUGAGUUUAGGAAAAGAAGGUCCCCUGGUACAUGUUGCCUGUUGUUGUGGAAAUAUUUUUUCUUACCUCUUUCCAAAGUAUAGCACAAAUGAAGCUAAAAAAAGGGAGGUGCUCUCAGCUGCCUCAGCUGCAGGUGUUUCUGUGGCCUUUGGUGCACCGAUCGGAGGAGUUCUUUUUAGCCUGGAAGAGGUUAGCUAUUAUUUUCCUCUUAAAACUUUAUGGAGAUCAUUUUUUGCUGCUUUAGUUGCUGCAUUUGUUUUGAGAUCCAUUAAUCCAUUUGGUAAUAGCCGUCUGGUCCUUUUUUAUGUGGAGUAUCAUACACCAUGGUACCUUUUUGAACUGUUUCCUUUUAUUCUCCUCGGGGUAUUUGGAGGGCUUUGGGGAGCCUUUUUCAUUAGGGCAAAUAUAGCUUGGUGUCGUCGACGCAAAUCCACCAAAUUUGGAAAGUAUCCUGUCCUUGAAGUCAUUAUUGUUGCAGCCAUCACUGCUGUGAUAGCUUUCCCUAAUCCAUAUACUAGGCUCAACACCAGUGAACUGAUUAGAGAGCUUUUUACAGACUGUGGGCCCCUGGAAUCCUCUUCUCUUUGUGACUACAGAAAUGACAUGAAUGCCAGCAAAAUUGUUGAUGAUAUUCCUGAUCGUCCAGCAGGCGUCGGAGUAUAUUCAGCUAUAUGGCAGUUAUGCUUAGCACUCAUAUUUAAAAUCAUAAUGACAGUAUUCACUUUUGGUAUCAAGGUUCCGUCAGGCUUGUUCAUCCCCAGCAUGGCCAUCGGAGCGAUUGCAGGGAGGAUUGUGGGCAUUGCAGUGGAGCAGCUUGCAUAUUAUCACCAUGACUGGUUUAUCUUUAAGGAGUGGUGUGAGGUUGGGGCUGACUGCAUUACUCCUGGCCUCUAUGCCAUGGUUGGUGCUGCCGCAUGCUUAGGUGGAGUGACAAGGAUGACCGUCUCCCUGGUGGUUAUUGUUUUUGAGCUUACUGGAGGCCUGGAAUAUAUUGUCCCCCUUAUGGCUGCAGUAAUGACCAGUAAAUGGGUUGGAGACGCCUUUGGUAGGGAAGGCAUUUAUGAAGCGCACAUUCGGUUAAAUGGAUACCCUUUCUUGGAUGCAAAAGAAGAAUUCACUCAUACCACCCUGGCUGCUGAUGUCAUGAGACCUCGAAGGAAUGAUCCUCCCUUAGCUGUCCUGACACAAGACAACAUGACAGUGGAUGACAUAGAAAACAUGAUUAAUGAAACCAGCUACAAUGGCUUUCCUGUCAUAAUGUCAAAAGAAUCUCAGAGAUUAGUAGGAUUUGCCCUCAGAAGAGACCUGACAAUUGCAAUAGAAAGUGCCAGAAAGAAACAAGAAGGUAUCGUGGGCAGCUCUCGUGUGUGCUUUGCACAGCACACCCCAUCUCUGCCAGCAGAAAGUCCGCGGCCCUUGAAGCUUCGCAGCAUUCUUGACAUGAGCCCUUUCACAGUGACGGACCACACCCCCAUGGAGAUCGUGGUGGAUAUUUUCCGAAAGCUGGGCCUGAGGCAGUGCCUUGUAACUCACAAUGGGAUUGUCUUGGGGAUCAUCACAAAGAAGAACAUAUUAGAGCAUCUCGAGCAACUAAAGCAGCACGUCGAACCCUUGGCGCCUCCUUGGCAUUAUAACAAAAAAAGAUAUCCUCCGUCAUAUGGCCCAGACGGCAAACCAAGACCCCGCUUCGGUAAUGUUCAACUGAACCCCGUAGAUGAGGACAGAGAGGAGGCAGAAGAGGAAGUUCAUUUGUUGAAUAGCACAACUCUGUAACCUGAGGGAGUCGUCUACCUAUAGUUCUCCUUUAAACAAAAAAAGAAAGAAAAAGAAAAAAGAAAAUAUAAAAGCCAGGCUUUUGCAACAUGGUUUGCAAAUAAUGCUGGUGGAACGGAGGAAUUGUUUGGGGAGGGAAAGGAGAGAGAAGGAAAUGAGUGAGGUAUUUCCCCGUCUAAGGAGAGCAGCCAACCACCUCCUGUCAUUCUGCACUGGAUGCGUUCAGCUGAGGAUGUGCCAUGAAAGUGCAGACUUGAGCCCCAAAGGAGAGGGCCCUGGAGCCCUGGAGCACCCGGCCUGUUACUCCAACAUCGCAAAGACGUGUUAUCAGUCCCCGUUUCUGGAGGGGUUACUUUGAAUUGAGCCAUCUAUAAGACUGCAGGUCUUGCCCUUUUUUAAUCAAAACUGUUCUGUUUAAUUCAUGAAUUGUAUAGUUAAGCAUUACCUUUUUACAUUCCAGAAGAGCUUCUCUCUCUUUCUUUCUCUCUCUGUAACAAAGCCUCUUUAAAUUGGUGUGCCCUUUUGAAGCAAUCCUUUCUCAUAUUGAGAUGUACUGUGAUUUUACUGAGGUUUCAUCACAAGAAGGGAGUGUUUCUUGUGCCACUACACUAACCAUGUAGUUUUUUUUACCAUCACUGAAUGCUUGGAGCCGACACAUGCACCAUAACAAAGGCCGAUCAAACAGGUACAAUCUUGAAUGAAGCAUGAAUGAGAUCUCUCAGCUUGUGUGCUGUGUGGUUCAGAAUCUUUUUGUUUUUCCCCCUCUCAGAUUUUAUGGAUAAUGUGACCUGGUCUUAUGCAUAUUUUCUAUUUCUAAAACUGCUAUGAAAUACAAGUACUGUUCAGCAUAAGGAAGCACCGUGCUACUGCUCUGACAGUAAAGAGAAGUAACUAUUCUGUUUAGCUAUAUCUGAAAUUAACUGCAUGUUUAAACACUGGAAUUUUUUUUUCUUCUUGAAAUUAGAUCAGUAAUUUUUUUCUUUCCUCAAGAUAUUUUACUGCUGACACUGAAGAAAUGUAAUUCAUAACUUGCACUAAUGUAUAUUUCUUUUUCUUAAAAAUUUACCAUUCUUAUUUAUAUUUUUAUGGAUUAAAAUUUAUAAAAUACAGAUCAGUUAAUAUCUCACUUAAGUAAUUUUACCUUUUUAAUGUGAUUUUUAUAGACUAAUUCUGACUUACAAAUAUGGAGAUAUGAACAGAGUUUACAAUGGGAACAAGGGUUUGAGAGAGGAUGUGGUUAUUUAUGAUCUAAUGUGUACAUAAACCUUCUUCUGAUCCUUCACUGCCAUCCCCUGGAUUCUAGCAUCUGACCUGUCCAUUCUGACUCAUUAAUGGAAAAUUGAAACACUACAAAUCACUUUGAAGAUUAAAAUCAAACAUUAAAUAGUGUUUACCUUUAAAAAAAUCAAAUGAAAUUGCAAAAAUAGCAGUUAAAAUUGUAAUCAGAACAUAACCUUUGAAUCUUCGGGUAUGUCACAUCCAGAGGUAUUCAAUGAUGUUUUGACUAUUCACAGCGCAUAUUUUGCAGGAUGAAUUGAAAAUGUAUUGGGGUAUGUUUGGGAUUGUUUUUGGAAAUGUCUGUCUUAAUCAUGGUCUUAAUUCACUAUCGGCAAAGGUAGUUUUCUUGAAGGACUGGCCUGAAUAUUCUGUGAUUAUGCAUUUUUGGUUGGAAAGUGAUUUUUUGCAGACAUUUUCUGAAACAAACUGGCAAUGAGCUGCUUUUUUGGAAGUGAGUCUUCACUUCCUAGUUUUUAAUAGAUCUGUAAGAUCACAUAAGAUGGGUAAAAUCUUGAAGAUUUACAAGAUCAUGAAGCCAUAUUAGAAUGACAAUUGUUAAGUUGAACAAAAUUUUAGAAACUCUGUGAAACAUUUUAGUUUUGCUAUCUGCCUAAAAUUGGUACUUUGUCCAAGACACUUCCCCACUUUGGCAGACUUCAAGUUUUCUGGCCCCUUCAAAGUUUCUUUGACCAUCCAGAGUACGAUCAUUUCUGAACGAUGGUUGUGUGUAUCUUAUCUCCAGCUUGUCUGAAGUGUGCAAGGCGCUGCUGGAGUGUGAGUUCCUCAGCACUGGCUACCGAACAACUUAAUUGCUUGUCCUCAGUUACAAGCCUUCGAAGGAGUAGCGAGUUUCUUUGCAGGUAGCUUCAUCAUAGUAAACUUUACAUGGAUUUCGUUUUUCAUGUUAGGUCCUCCUUUCAUUGCCCAUCCUGCUUCAGAGACUGACAUUUCAGGGUGAACACUCAAGGUGUAUUUCUAUCUCUGAUGUGUCUUACAGCUGAAAUACAGGAAAAGUGCCAUAUUUCUAUGCAUUCAGUGGUUUUCUUUGGGAUUACGAUCUGUUCCAUUUUUCUUCUUGAUAUGUUGAGGUAUGUCUGCUUUUUCACCAAACUGUGAAAUAGUGGAGAUCAUGAAAUAUAUGUGCCUGGCUGAUUGGCAAAUAAUAUGUGGAGCACCUUAUUUGCGUCGCUUUUUGGAGAAGGUCUGAUGAGAAUGGGCAAGGGUGUCAGCAUCUCUUCCUAAUAAUUGUUUUCAGUUUUGGUUCAUGAAGAAUGCUUAGUUUGUUAACCUGUGAUGUUGCCUAGAGCUGUAUUUAUCUGUUUUUAUUUAUACUAGUAUAGUAAAGCUGCAUAUCAUUACAGUAAAAAUGAUUACUGUGAUGAGUUAAUCAGAAUAUCUAUUAAAAUCUAUAUGACAAUG
Myotis lucifugus (little brown bat) is the source of this 5728-nucleotide messenger RNA. It is a transcript of the gene CLCN3, whose product is annotated as chloride voltage-gated channel 3. Gene Ontology annotation, biological process: transmembrane transport; chloride transport. Gene Ontology annotation, molecular function: voltage-gated chloride channel activity. The record is from RefSeq and is a predicted model, not a curated record. Lineage: Eukaryota; Metazoa; Chordata; Mammalia; Chiroptera; Vespertilionidae. The transcript is spliced from 13 exons. Gene Ontology annotation, cellular component: early endosome; membrane; synaptic vesicle. Bases 554 to 3031 code for a protein of 825 amino acids.